AUGCAAUUCCUCUCUCUUUUCUUCGUAGUCCUUCUCAUCGUUUCUGUCUCGGCUCAAUGGAACAAUAACUUCUGGUGGUACAACCAACAACCAACUCAAGCUCCAGCUUUCAACUGGUUCGGAAACUCUGCCGGCUCACAAAGUGACGAAAAAGGGAACACUUGGCAUGGAAGUGAUAACGCCAAACUUAUGCUCUUCGCCAAAUCGUCAUGGCCUUAA
This is a messenger RNA of Caenorhabditis remanei, 219 nucleotides long. RefSeq lists its product as uncharacterized. The transcript is spliced from 2 exons. NCBI's taxonomy places the organism in Eukaryota, Metazoa, Nematoda, Chromadorea, Rhabditida, Rhabditidae. Bases 1 to 219 code for a protein of 72 amino acids. The record is from RefSeq and is a predicted model, not a curated record.